Molecule: messenger RNA, 3002 nt
Organism: Oncorhynchus kisutch (coho salmon)
Lineage: Eukaryota; Metazoa; Chordata; Actinopteri; Salmoniformes; Salmonidae
Exons: 8
Coding region: 577-2733 (718 amino acids)
Source: RefSeq, a predicted model, not a curated record
CCCCUUGCCACUGUUCUGGCCGAGAACAAAGUCGGUUAACAACAAGUUAUGUAGGCUAAACACGUGGGGUAGGGAGUAAUAAUAAUAUAUUUAUGCCAUUUAGCAGAUCAUUCUAUCCCAAAGCUACUUACAGUCAUGCGUGCAUACAAUGAGUUGCCAUUGAUCAUGACUCUCUGUUCUAUGACAUUACAAAUAAGAGCCAUAAGAUGCUCUGUAGCGGGGAGCUUUGUUAAGAGUCUGAACAUUUAUCACGCAUCACUUGCGUGGGUUUGGAAGCAUACGGACCUUUUUCAUAUCUGUGAGAAAUAAUUACAACUUUCUUUUUUUAAAGGAUAAAUAUAUACACCUUUUAAUAGGGUUAGAGUUUCCACACGGCCAUAUUUCCAUGUUACAAGGCUUGUUUACUGAAGACAGGGUGGACUAUCUGUGCUAAUUAGCUGUCGGCGUCUCUGAACACCUGUAUGUAAACGGAAGACAAAAGCCACAAACUUAUCACGGGAAAUACUGUUGGCUGCAACUGUGUCAGAACAUUUUAAAACAGUGUACAGUAAGUAAGGAAGCAAACAGCCACAGUCGAUGGAGAACGAUCAACACAACCAACGGCAGGUCAAUCACCAAAGGCCCUUCUUCUAUGUUCAGCCGGCUUCUCAACCUUACUACAACAUGUAUCAUCAUCAUAAUCAGUGGCAAAAUAUGAACAACCCAUAUAACCACUAUACCUUACCUGGUUCCGGAAGUUAUCCUUUUGGACGUCCUAGUUCAUACAUGUCCCCAUACCCAUACAUGCAGUAUCCUGGUCAAUACAUUGUUCCACACAUCCAUCCAGUUGAUUACAGAUGCAUGUACGACCCACCUCGUUUCCACCCACCUCCGUUGCAUGACCCCAUGUUCCGCCACCAGCAACAACAACAACACUAUAGUGCUCAGGCCCAGAGAGAGGUGGCCUGCUCGGAGGCUCAGGCCCAGAGAGAGGUGGCCUGCUCGGAGGCUCAGGCCCAGAGAGAGGUGGCCUGCUCGGAGGCUCAGACCCAGUCCAGUGAUGCUCUGAACAAGCUCCAGACCAACGAGAAGCAGGGCUCUGAGAAAGAGCUUGAUUCCGGAGUUGUUUCCCAAGCUUCCGGAAUCUUCUCGUCAGAGAAUAAGGAACGGAAACGUGAGGUGGGGGGAGACAGACACAGUAGUCGUGGAGCCUCGUAUGGUAAGUUGGAAAGCAGCCGUUCGCAAUCGUCGUCUCCACUGGCCAGGUUGUUCAGCAUCAGUGACUCCACAGCGGCGGUCUACGACGGCGAUUCGAGUCGGAGCCUUGGAGACCUGGGGCUUCAGGAGGGCUGGGCUGUAGACUCUGACGAGGAGCCCCCAUUGGACAGCUCAUCUGUUCAGGAGGAGGAUAUCCAGGACACGCGGCAUCACGCAGCGGAUGAGUCUCUUCAUAGCCAUUCUUCUGAGAAUCUUUGCCUCCUGUCUGCCAUCUCGCAGUCCGACGACAGCCCCAGACCCGAAGACCCAGACAACCAGGCAGAGGAGGGGAGUGCCAAUCCAGACAGUACUAGUUCCACUGAGGCACUUCUGAGGCCUCGGAGUCACUGCUCCAACCUGCUCUCUCCCCAGUCACUACCAUCACCCUUAGCCUCUGACUGGAAAGCCUUAGAGCACAUGAAACAUGGAGGAGAAACGUUUGAUGUUCCAGAUGGGAGUCUGUGUGAACUGGAUGUUGACCUGUCCUACCAGAUCCUCUGUCUGCCCUUUGAUAAGGUGUUUACAGCAAGCGCUCUGCAGAAGGACGUCUCUACCAGCUCCAGCGUUGCUCUGCGGUGUGAAGACCUCCAGGCCUCUCUGUCCUCUUCUCUCGCUACUUCCUCCACCACCCCAGUCCGUCACCACCACUACUACUGCCAGCCACAGACGGCUCACGAGAGGCUCAGUGUCCUGUGUUCAUCCCUGGACGAGCUCUCGUCCCGGGACGAGAUGUUCUCCACCGAUCUGGAGGAUGUGGAUGCGUUUCCCGGAUGUUCCGUCUACGCAAGGGGGAGGUUCUCUGCAGACCUCGGAGAGGCAGAGGUCAAGGAAGUCUGUCCCCAGUCCAAGAAGCUCAUGUGUGUCUGCUGUGGAUCGAGCCUGUUGAAAGGAGGAGGGGUGAGCAGCAGGGUUAAAGUUCAUCACAGCCCCGGGGUUUACGCCGCCGGGGACUCUGACGAGGUGGUCGAGCAGGAACAACGCGGAUCUGUAAGGACUUGUGAGAGAACGCACCCCAGUAGGGUGGUUGUGAAGAAGCACCCUGUCCACAAGAAACACCAGCCUCUCCCUCUACACAUCCGACAUGCUCCCAAACACAGCUGUAAGAGAGGCCAGUGGAGAGAGGCUAUUGGGCCCGAGGAGCAGGAACCAGAGACAGUGUUGGUGGGAUCAGAGCUGAAGUAUUAUGAAGGCCAUGUGGUGGAGGGGGAGAGUGGACACAGAACUGGGGAUAAACAACACAGGACAUAUGGACUGUGCCGAGACGGCGUUAAUACUUCAGAUCCGGGCACAUGGGAGAGUGGAGGUGCCAAGCCUAGACAGAAACCACACAGCUCACUGCCACGACCAGAGAGACCAGCACUGAGGAAAGCUCUGUGUAAGCCGCUGGUAUACCAGAGAGUCAGAGAUGAGGAAAAUGACGACGAGGUGCCACAACGACUUCAGAGGAGAAGGUUCCACCAAGAGAAGAAACACAAGGUUUUGAUAUCACAUCCUUGAUGAAAUCAAAGAAAAUGUCACAAACAAAGAGCACUUAGUAAAAUGCAUAACAGAAAAUGUUUUCGGAUGGACACCAUUUUUUUUUUUUUUGUGAUCAAUAAAACCAAGGAGAUCAAGCACUUCCAGGAUGUCCAUAAACACUGUCAGUUGGCUAGCACUGUACUGUAUGUUGGUAAAAUGUCCCCUCGGUCAGCACAGGGUUUGGUGGCUUUGAAAAUCAGAUUUGAACUGUUUGUGACCAGUGGAUUAUUAAAAUGAAUUUCAUAACA